UAGGGGAAUCUUGAGGAGUAUACUGAUAGGACAGGCUACCACUGGGAGACUGCACCAUGGAGUUUGUUCAGCGCAUUUAUGGCCUGUGUCUAAUAUGGCUUAUGGUGGUAGGAACAGCCGUUGCUUCUCCAACAAUGCCGUGUGGAGAAAAAGUGGUAAAGAAGUUCAUUCCUGAUUCCGAUGACUGCUCAGUGUAUUACAUCUGUUCCCAUGGAGUGUCCACCAGACACAUCUGUGGAGAAAAUGAGGCCUUUUACGGGCAUAUGUGCUUCCCGAAGUUCUCAAAAUACGACCUUUGUAACAAAUACCGUGCUGUGCCGUUCAGUUCCAAACUCAGACGUCUCCAGGAAACGACGGUGUUCAGAACCACCUGCCAGGAAGGAGAGAGUGGGCUCUUCCCGCAUCCUCUAAAGUGUGCUCUUUACUAUAACUGCAGUGAUUAUUCUGGUAACCUCAGAAAACCAUUUUUGAACGAAUGUCCAUCGCCACUCUUGUUUGAUCCGCGGACCGGAAGUUGUCUUCAAGAAAACCUCGUAGACUGCGGAACCGAGCGUAUGAAACCAUCUGGCCAGUGUGACUACCUACGGCACCAAUGCCUUACAAGUCACGGGAUGCCUUGUGGCGUUUUGAUGCCGUCCUGCCACGGCCUCCCUGAUGGACCGAAUGCCUGGACGGAUAGACUCGAGUCCCCGCAUUAUAUUGAGUGUAAACAAGGAAGCCUUGUGGGAAAGUACAUGUGUGGUUGGACCAACGAUGGUGGGCGACAUAUCCAGUCCAUUUUUCUGUCUAAAGCACGCACCUGUGGGAGAGUUUGAUCUUAUAAACUUUUGAUAUGAACAGUUUGCCUUGCGGUGACCAUUAUAUCAGUCAUAUGUGUAAGGCACACCAGAUUUACCAUUCUGUUAGGUUAUAUCGGUCAUCACAGAUCGUUCUUCCACGAAUCGAAUUAAAUACAACCUAUUCAAAUACAAUCAAACAAUGCUGACGAGAUUUUCUUUCCAAACUAAAUUUCAGUGAAAUGAAAACAAAGGCUUUAGGCUCAGCACAGAUGAUAAUUCACUAGGCACAACAUCUGUUUAAUGAAGGAGUUUUUGAAA
Messenger RNA from Liolophura sinensis, 1097 nucleotides. RefSeq lists its product as uncharacterized. Gene Ontology annotation, cellular component: extracellular region. The transcript has 3 exons. NCBI's taxonomy places the organism in Eukaryota, Metazoa, Mollusca, Polyplacophora, Chitonida, Chitonidae. Gene Ontology annotation, molecular function: chitin binding. The record is from RefSeq and is a predicted model, not a curated record. The coding region runs from base 57 to 815 and encodes 252 amino acids.